UGGAAACAUUUUGUUCACAUGAAUUUUUGUAUUGUUAGUUCAUUGGCCACAAUCAGGCAACUGUCUCCCUAAAACAUCCACUGCUGAAGUGUGUGAUUGCCCUUAUGCCAGACAUUAAUGCUAUGGAGGAUCUAAAGGAAGUGUAUGUGGGUACAUUGACAGAUAGCAAAUACCUACAUCCUGUCAGAUUACAUUACACACAGGGAGGGAAGAAGAAAAUAUGGGAUAUGAUGACUGUUCAUGAAGGGGUUUCUGUGCUGAUAUUCAACAUCACAAGAAAGAAAUUUGUGUUCGUGAGGCAAUUUCGACCAUCUAUUUACCUGAACAGUAUUCCAGAGGAGGACAGGAAGGGAAUGAUAGAUACUCAGAAGUAUCCAGCCAGUCUGGGUGUUGCAUUGGAGACAUGUGGUGGAAUUUUGGAUAAAGAUAAACCUCUGGAGGAGAUUGCAGCUGAGGAAGUCAGAGAGGAGUGUGGAUAUGUAGUGGAUCCAUCCACUCUUCAGAGGAUUAUUGGCUUCAAAGGGACUCUUGAUUAUGCUAGGGAUUCUCAAACCCAUUUCUACUGUGAAGUAACUGAUGACAUGAAACAGGGUCCAGGUGGAGGGAAUGCAGAGGAGGGAGAACUAAUAGAUGUUGUGGAAAUGUCCAUCCCAGAAGUGAAAGCAUAUGUUGAACAGAACAAUGUCCUCAGUCCACCUGCUCUUCUCCUUACUGUCUACUGGUUUCUGCUCUACAAAGCUCCUCUCUACAGUCCCUAGACUUUGUGUAUUUAAGACAAUCUAUUGCUUCUGCUGAAUGCUUUUGGGGUUUCAGAGUCUGGGAAUGAGGUGAUCAUACCAUUUCAGAAUGUAAUUUAUUUCCACAUUCCUUGCUUACCCUGUUUAUGUUCAUAUGCUGUUUCAGUUGGAAUAUCAAAAGCAACGGCAAAGAAGUGAAGACUCACUCUUCCAGGAUUGUCUUAUUUCCUUGCACAUGCUAUGAUACUAGUAGGAUUUGUAUAUUCUCAUACUUAUAUAUACUCAUGACAUGCAAUCCUAUCAUCGCUACCCCUUCAUAUAGGAAGGAGACACCUUUUACAUUCAGUCUGUAAAGUUAUGGUUAUAUUAUAUAGAUUUUGCUUUGGUCACUUGUGAAAUUGAAGUGCAUCU
Darwinula stevensoni is the source of this 1148-nucleotide messenger RNA. The record is from the annotation of a GenBank genome assembly. NCBI's taxonomy places the organism in Eukaryota, Metazoa, Arthropoda, Ostracoda, Podocopida, Darwinulidae.